AACAAAACCAGUACAAAGCAACUUCUAUUUUCCGUUCAGCUUCACCACGAGCUUCAAUGGCUAACCAAUGAAAGGAGUAGUUUUACUGUCAUUUUCCUUCAUUAUCACUCUUCUUGUCUGCUUUUUUAAAAACCUAAUCCCUCUUUUUCUUCUUAUAAUUGCACUCAUAAUUGACUGUCCACUGUGUCACUCUUCUUGUCCUCUUCUUCUCCAUUCCUCUCCUCGAUCUUCUAAUGGCAGAUCUCAAACCCAAAUCUGAGAUUUCAUUCUCUGAAGUCUUCAUUUGCAGCGCAUUUGCUGCUUGUUUUGCCGAGUUCUGUACCAUUCCUCUAGACACUGCCAAAGUUAGACUUCAGCUCCAACGGAAAGCUUCCACUGGGGAUGGAGCUGCUCCUACAUAUAGGGGUUUAUUGGGUACUGUGGUUACUAUUGCUGGGGAAGAAGGUUUAGCAGCACUUUGGAAAGGCAUCACUGCAGGGUUGCAUCGUCAGUUUAUUUAUGGAGGUUUAAGGAUUGGAUUAUACGAACCUGUCAAAACAUUCUUGGUUGGCACUGAUUUUAUUGGGGAUAUUCCUUUAUACCAGAAGAUUCUUGCAGCUCUGAUAACAGGUGCAGUAGCAAUUGCAGUUGCUAAUCCAACUGACCUUGUUAAAGUUCGGCUUCAAGCUGAAGGAAAAUUGCCAACAGGGGUGCCUAGGCGAUAUGCGGGAGCCUUAGAUGCUUAUUUAACUAUAGCAAGACAGGAAGGACUAGGGGCAUUAUGGACAGGACUUGGGCCUAACAUAGCACGAAAUGCAAUUAUAAAUGCUGCUGAACUAGCAAGUUAUGAUCAAGUGAAACAGACAAUUUUGCAAAUUCCAGGGUUCAUGGACAAUGUUUUUACUCAUCUCCUAGCUGGUCUCGGUGCAGGUUUUUUUGCAGUCUGUAUUGGUUCUCCUAUUGAUGUGGUAAAAUCUAGAAUGAUGGGAGACUCAUCAUACAAAAGCACUCUUGACUGUUUUAUCAAGACACUGAAGAAUGAGGGGGUUUUUGCCUUUUACAAGGGCUUCCUUCCAAAUUUUGGUCGGCUGGGAUCUUGGAAUGUUAUUAUGUUUUUGACUCUUGAGCAGGUGAAGAAAAUAUUCACAAGGGAAGUAUACUAUGACUGAUGAUGAGUUUUAGCAAGCAAGAAAGAAGAUAAGACAUCUUAUUUGGUAUUUUCUCUUCAACAUUGGAUAUUUUUCUCCAUAAAAAAUAAGAUUCCCUCUGGUCAUAUUCUUUUCCACUUGGUUAUUGUGAGAAACUUCUUCAUAUAAUAGACAACACAAGCUAGAUUUAGUUGAAGACGUCUAUCCAUGUGAUCACAAGUUUUUUUCUUCCUAUCCAAUCUGAAAUGUAUUUCAAAUGCCCCAUUCAAUCUGAAAGUGACACUACAUCUCCAUUUUAUUUCAAAUGAUUUAAACCCUAUGCUUCUAUGGCUAUAUAAACCAAAUACCUUGCAUUCUUGUAAUAUUAUAACUGUAAUUUUGUAUAGAGCUCAGUUCAUUCUGUCAA
Messenger RNA from Jatropha curcas, 1533 nucleotides. It is a transcript of the gene UCP2, whose product is annotated as uncoupling protein 2. Lineage: Eukaryota; Viridiplantae; Streptophyta; Magnoliopsida; Malpighiales; Euphorbiaceae. Gene Ontology annotation, biological process: transmembrane transport. The record is from RefSeq and is a predicted model, not a curated record.